This is a messenger RNA of Zonotrichia albicollis (white-throated sparrow), 462 nucleotides long. NCBI's taxonomy places the organism in Eukaryota, Metazoa, Chordata, Aves, Passeriformes, Passerellidae. The record is from RefSeq and is a predicted model, not a curated record.
GCUGCUGAACAACGAGGGCUCCUUGCUUGCCUACUCUGGCUAUGGGGACACUGAUGCCAGGGUCACUGCAGCCAUCGCCAGCAACAUCUGGGUGGCCUACGACAAAAACGGGCACCAGGCCUUCAAUGAGGACAACCUGAAAUUCAUCCUCAUGGACUGCAUGGAGGGGCGAGUGGCCAUCACACGGGUGGCAAACCUGCUGCUCUGCAUGUACGCCAAGGAGACGGUCGGGUUUGGGAUGCUGAAAGCCAAGGCACAGGCACUGGUCCAGUACCUGGAGGAGCCACUCACACAGGUGGCUGCAUCGUGAGCAGGCAGUGGAGGCCCUGACAGCAUCACCAUCACCACUGUGGGUUGGGCAUGAGUGGCCCCACGGGCAUCACAGAGCUUCAGUGUGGUCUGAAAAAUAAUGUGACAGGAAUCCAGAAUCUGGGGUGAAUAAAGUGUGUUUGAUGCUUGUGU